AUGACCGCUUUUUCAUGGCUUUUGGCAAUCCUCUCAAUUUCUUCCACAAAUACCUCAUUUCUUUCUAUCUUGCUUACAUUUUCUUGCACUUGUCACUUUUCCUCUUCGUCUAUUUUUCAGUCUUUCUCAAAACGGCCGUUCCUUGUAAACAUGGUUACCUCUACCGGUUUUAUCCCUACUCUGCACUAUGUUAACGCUCUCUGGGAGAAAUAUGGAUUUCAGCUAGAGGAUGAGGCGGUGAAUCAUUUGGAUGGACCUUCAUUUUUGGAGCCUCCUUCAGGGAAGGUUGGUGCUUUCGUUAAAACCUUCGAUGCUGGUUAUCGACUUCCCACAAAUAACUUCUAA
This is a messenger RNA of Lactuca virosa, 345 nucleotides long. The record is from the annotation of a GenBank genome assembly. NCBI's taxonomy places the organism in Eukaryota, Viridiplantae, Streptophyta, Magnoliopsida, Asterales, Asteraceae.